Molecule: messenger RNA, 4857 nt
Organism: Misgurnus anguillicaudatus (oriental weatherfish)
Lineage: Eukaryota; Metazoa; Chordata; Actinopteri; Cypriniformes; Cobitidae
Source: RefSeq, a predicted model, not a curated record
AUUGCUGCUUUGAAUGACGCGACCCAAUGGGAAUCAUUCGUGGGCGGGGUUUGACUGUUUACUGUCUCAUUGACCGUUUGACGGCGGGUAUGAUGACAAGAUGGAGUUCUUGCUGGGAAAUCCGUACAGUACUCCAGUGGGACAGUGCAUUGAAAGGGCCACAGAUGGAUCCCUACAAAGUGAAGACUGGGCUUUGAAUAUGGAGAUAUGUGACAUAAUCAAUGAAACAGAAGAUGGGCCUAAAGAUGCUAUAAGAGCUGUGAAGAAGAGGCUAAAUGGAAAUAAGAACUAUAGGGAAGUGAUGCUUACACUGACGGUUCUUGAGACGGGUGUAAAGAACUGUGGAUAUCGUUUCCACGCACUUGUCACCACCCGGGACUUCAUCGAUGGGGUUCUGGUGAAAAUCAUAUCUCCUAAAAACAAUCCACCCGCCAUAGUGCAGGACAAAGUGCUAGCUCUGAUACAGGCUUGGGCAGAUGCAUUCAGAAGUAGUCCAGAUUUGACCGGAGUGGUCCACGUCUAUGAGGAAAUGAAGAGGAAGGGUAUAGAGUUUCCUCGAUCUGAAUUGGAGACCUUGUCCCCUAUCCAUACACCACAACGGCAACAAAGUGCUCCGGAACUAGAGCAGCCAAAAUUCACCGCCCCUCCCCAGCCCAAACCACAGCCCCAACCUGGCUCUGCUCCUCCCUUCCCGGCGGCACCUGUCGCCCACACUUCUCCACAGUUGCCCAAUCUUCAAAUUUCUGCAUCAAUCAAUCCUUCCCCUGAACAGAUUUGCAAGCUGCGCAGUGAACUCGACGUUGUGCGUGGGAACACUAAGGUGAUGUCGGAGAUGUUAACAGAGAUGGUUCCAGGUCAAGAAGAUCCAUCUGAUCAUGAACUUCUGCAGGAGUUGAACAGGACAUGCAGGGCCAUGCAGCAAAGGAUAGUUGAGCUCAUCUCUCGUGUGUCCAACGAAGAAGUCACGGAAGAGCUCCUGCACGUCAAUGAUGACCUCAACAACAUCUUCUUAAGAUAUGAGAGAUACGAGAGGUUCCGAACUGGCCGAACAGCUCAAGGCGUUAACAAUGGGGUCCUGAACGAGGCUACAGAAGAUAACCUGAUUGAUCUAGGACCAGGCUCUCCAGCAGUGGUCAGCCCCAGGAUCAGCGCUACUCCUCCAUCCAGUCUGCCUCCCUCUGUGGCUCCAAUUCGUUCUGCCUCUCCCGUCACACUAUCCUCUAGACUGGCUGGUUUGGAUGUCGGUUCAGACAGCGUGACUGGCACCUUGAGCUCACUGACCAGCUGUCAACCCCAAGAUGAUUUUGACAUGUUUGCCCAGACCAGGACUGGCACCAUUCCUGACCAGCGGAAGACUGUGCCAUUCGAGGACACAAAGGCUUUGAGUGGGACAGCCCCGACUUUGGAUGUCAGACAGCAGCACAACACUGGGACUGCUGUUGACCAGUCCUCUGUCAUGGAUGACAUUGAGGAGUGGCUCAGUACUGACGUGAAAGGAGAUGAAGGAGAGGAGGGUGUGACAAGUGAAGAGUUUGACAAAUUUUUGGAGGAGAGGGCCAAAGCGGCAGAGAUGCUCCCGACGCCCCCUAAUGACGAUCUUUCCGCUCCUGCAGGCGCUGCUGCAAGCGCAAAUAAAAAGACGGGACGGUCCGAGGACACCCUGUUUGCCUUGUAGAUAAGUGUCAGUUGUUCUGGGGUGGCCCAGCACUGCUCAUGUGUGCUUGUGAUGGGUCAGUCGCUUAGCAGAUCCAUCAGCCUCCCCUCUUUCUCUCCUGCUUACAGCAUUUCCAGCACAAUCAACACUAUCACAGUGUCCACUGAACUGUUUCACACACUACACAUUUUCAUAUUGGACAUUUUCAUACACUACAAAGUUUUCAUUCCAUUGAAAGUGCUGUAUAAGAAGCUCCCUCUUUAUCUCUCUCUAAACAUACUUUUCAGUGUGGGUUUGAGAGGUUGAUGUCUAUUUUUUUAAAUAAUAUUCGUGGUACAAAGCAAGAAAAUUCAUGUUGAAGUUGUCUGCUACUGUAGAUCUGACCAUGUUUCACUUUGUGUUCAAUGUGGUCUUGCAUGCAACAGCAAAAUAAUCCUGUUUGUGUUUUCUCAAGAAUCUUUAAAGGGAGCUGUUUUUCUUUUAAUUCCACUUUCCCAAUGAGUUUUUGAAAGAGAUGCUUAAUUUGGUGUUAUUUAUUGUGACAUUUUCCGUUAGUACCUCUGAUGUUAAUGGAGGCUGAGUUUAAACCAAUCAAUCGCACAUUCAGACUCAUUUUUACACAUUUUAAGGAACACUACACUCUCAAAAAAGUUGGUUCAACUUAAAGGAAGUUACCUGGUUGCCUUUCGAGUCAACUAAUAUUUUUAAGUUGAAUGAACUCAAAAUUACAACCAGGUAGCUUUCUUUAAGUUGAACCAACAAAUCUUUCUUUUACUGUGUAUACAUUGUCAUUUUCUCAUCCUUAUGAAUGAUGAUUUCUAAUGCUAAGCUUUGGACAGAUCAAAGAGGCGCGAUUGAAGUAUUAUAAAAGUAAUCCAAACCUCCGAGACUUUUGAAUCGAAACCGUAUCUCUUUGUGAUAAACAGUGAGAAAAUUGCUAUUCGCAGAGGUCUAGAAGGAGCUAUAAAAGUAGCAUGGGGUUUAAAAAUGGUUUGUUGCCAUUGACCCAAAACGCCAGCAAGCAAACAAUAUGAUUUUUGGGUGAACUAUUCCUUAAGGUCAUAUUACAAUAAAGAAAUUACCUCAGUUAUUAAAUGAGACAACAAGCAUAACUAUUCCAGAAAAUCAUUUUAAACAGUAAAAGGCUCAUUUAAAAAGCUAUUCACAAUGAAUUUUACUAUUUGAACAUUGUGCUGUAUAAUUGGUUUAAAUGGAAGUGUCUUGGUCUGUACUACAUCUCUGAACUACACAGUCAUACCACAGGGGGAAAUUAUAUUAUUUUCACUGGAUGCUUUUAAAUGGUAUUAUUUGUUUCAUGGCAAAAUCAUUGUCUAUUAGAUAGGAUUAAUAGGAACAAAAAAUAUGUAAGUAUUUUUUAAUUUGCACUGAAAGAUUUAUUCACCUAUCGGCUGUUAAGAGGUUUUGUUCGAAUGCAACAUUUAAGAUAUCACUUAUUUCAAUGCUGCCUAAUAUAAGACAGAAAACAAAUGAAGUUUAUAGAGAACUGAUGGUGACUGCAAGGCACUUUAAAUUGGAUUUUACCUUGCACAACUGCCGCAGAAAUGGUUUCAUAGCGUUAUUAUUGGGGAAAGAAAUGGAUCUGCCUUAAAGAACAGAAUGUAGGUAGUUUUAACAGCUAACAGUCAUUAAAUGUUCGGUACUCGUGUUUGCACAUUUAAACUUUAGUCAGUGAGUUGAAUGUGCUAAUCAAAUCUUUGUAGUUUGAGUCUCACUAUUGUGUACAUACUGCUUUGACGGACCAAACUUGAGCAAACAUUAGCAAAUAUUUUAAGCAUAAAGUCAACUAACUUAAAUACGUAUAUGGCUUUUUAGUGUCCAAAGGGGUUGUAGUUACGUUCGUAAAUGAUUUUGUUCCUAAAGGUUUACACAAAUCAAAAGGACAGUGCACUUUUUGCAUGGCUAAUAAUUUUAUAUAAUUUAUCACACUACAUGUUAUUAAAAAUGAUCCCGUUGAUUUUGAUUAAUUUUGCUUUCGUUAUUGCGGAUAUAUUACUGUGGAGGUUAAUUGAGGAUCAGAUUUUGUGAGAGUUCAUUGUGCUAUGCUUGUAAACUUUACAGUCACGUCAAACUUAGGUUGUUGAUUCGUUAAAGGGAAAUGGUAUUCAUUCAUUUAGUUUUGGGGAAAUGAUGAAUACACCAAAGCAAAUAAUUGAUAAAUCAUUUAGCAGAAUUUAUAUAGAUGUUGUUUCUUAAAAAUUCACUGGUUAUGAGGAUAAUUCAAUUAAAUUGCAUUGCUGUUAAAUACUAUGGCUGCUAUAUAUUUCUUAUGCAGAGAUUUUAGAGACAAUGCUGGUGGUCACAUUUGACUAGUAUUUCUAUAAAAAGAUGUAGAUCUCAGCAUAAAUAUUCAUUCAUAUAUACACUACUAAGUUUCCUAUGGAUGCUAACUGUCCUUUUGAAAUGCUGUUGUUUAUGACGCUAUCGCAGAAGUGGAUCAUUAAGGAAUAUGUAACUUUUUGAAAAUAGUUAUUUAUCACUUUACUACUUUCAUUGUAGGUAAAUUGUGCAAUUUCAUCUAUAAAUGCUGCAAGUUGAUUUAAUUUGAAUUGGUGUUGGCUGUAAAAUUGUCUCAGAAAUGUACAGUUUGAGAAUGUAAAACAAAUUUAUUUUGAUGAAUCAGUAUUGACUCUAUAUUAAUAUGAAGGGACUGUAAAGAUCAAAUUCAUUUGCUUUUUUCCACACUUUCCUUUUUUGACUAUGCUUUUCAACCUGGAGUGGAAAUACUUUCCCAACACAUAGUUACAGCAAUGUUUUUUGGCAGAGGAACCCUUUUUGUACCGUUGAGCGUUUCUUUAGGAAUGGCACCUUGAUAUGUAUUUGGAGUUGUGUGUCUGUGUAUGUGUUUCAACAGCUCCUGGUAUACUGAUGUCUGUUGCAGACACAAUGUUUAUUCUGUAUUUAUCAAGGAAAGAAAGGGAGAGAAUCGAGCUUUCCAACAUACAGCAGAACUGAAAUGCAGUAUGUGUGUGUGUGUGUGUUUGUGUGUGUAUGUGUUUUUGUAUGAGGGGUUAGGCAUAAGUUGUACACUUUUAACCAGCGAUCAUUGCUGUGAUUGGUCUUGGUUUUACAGAUUGUACUGGUUGUUGGUCUGUGUGCUUACCUGUUGUUAUACCUCAAGUUGCGCUCUGUACUGUUUGAUUCAUGCAUGUGUUGAACUCCAAUAAAAUAUACCAAAAUGGUGA